This is a messenger RNA of Plasmodium falciparum 3D7, 2766 nucleotides long. RefSeq names its product exported lipase 1 (gene XL1). NCBI's taxonomy places the organism in Eukaryota, Apicomplexa, Aconoidasida, Haemosporida, Plasmodiidae. The record is from RefSeq and is a predicted model, not a curated record.
AUGUCAGUUCACGAAAGGAUACGAAGAUCCAUUUGUAGGAUCUUUUUCUUUUUAUUCUUUUUAUCAUUGUCAUAUAAGACAUUAUUGAAUAUAUAUUUAUACAAUGAAAAUCCCAGAACAAAUGGACAAUAUGUUAAUAUAUACUCAAGAAGUCUAGGUGAAUUAUUAAAGAAUCCCGAAAAAAGGGAAGAGCCCAUUUUGAAAGUGAGUGAAAAUGAUGAUAUUGGAAAGAAGCCAAAUUUAUAUGAUGAGGAUUAUUAUAAAAAGAAAUUAUUAAUCGAUAAUAUAUGUAAGGAGUAUUAUAAAUUAAUGAUUAAUGCUAAAAUAAAUGAUUCUAAUAAGAAUAAUAAUUUUAAUGAUAUUAAGGAUUUCCCUAAAAACGAUGAACAUAAGGAUAACUUAUCAAGUAAAGAAAGUUUAGAAGUUGAAGGAGAAAACUGCAGUACAAGAAUUAAAUCAUCAUUAGAAUUAGAAAAUAAUAAUUCUGUUAAUAAUUUAUUUUAUGAUGACGGAAAUCCGGAAAUAAACUUUUUUAUUAACAAAGAUAAUUUAAAAAUAGCUAGAUAUACUUGGAAGGUAGAAAACCCCAAAGCUUACAUUUUUGCUCUACAUGGUGUAACUACACAUUUAAGAAAUGAGUAUUUAAAUUGUUAUGGUAUGCCUGAAUGGGCUGAAAAGAAUGGAGAGGAAAACGAAAAUGCUGACGACACAGAGUAUAGUAUUAGUAAAAUUUUGGAUUAUUUUAAGGACCAUAAUAAUGAUCAUAAUGUGUUCAAAAAUUUAUAUGAUAAGAUAGAAAUUAUUAUUAAGGAUAAAUUAUUUUCAAAAGAUGAAAAUGAAACAACAAAUAGUAAUAAAGUAAAUGAUAUAAGUGUUAUAUAUAAUAAUGUGUUCAAAAAUUUAUAUGAUAAGAUAGAAGUUAUUAUUAAGGAGAACUUAUUCACAAAAGACGAAAAUGAAAUAACAGAUGUUAGUAAUGUAAAUGAUAUAAGUGUUAUAUAUAAUAAUAUAUUUAAAAUUUUAUAUGAUAAAAUUGAAUCUGUUAUUAAGGAAAAAAUAUGGAAUAAAGAUGAAAAUGAAACAUUAAAUGAAAAAAAAGUGGAUGAUACGAAUAUUAUUCAUAAUAAUAAUGAGGAAGAAAAUGUUCACAAUAUAAAUCCAAAUGGGGAAUCAAGUAAAGGUUUAAGUAAUAAUACGGUUGAAAAUAAGGAUUGUAAAAGUAUUAAUGAUAAUGAGGUUACGAAUAAUAAUGAUAUUAAUAAAAAAAUUGUUGAGGAAGAAAAUAAUUUACAUAUAUUCAAUGAUUUAUAUGAUGUAAUAAAUGAUAAUUUUGAUAUUAACAUUGAAUCAUACACAUUAUGUAAUGCAACUAAUAUUAACGAAAACAGUGAAUUGUAUAAGAGCUUAUCCAUUUAUCGAUCUUCAUUAGAAGGUAUAUAUUUUUAUAGAAAUAUCAGAAGUAUAUUGAAUAAACAAUUAUUUGAUGAUAUAGGACAGUAUGAUGGUAGUUUUAAAAAGUAUCUUAAUGAUGAUAAUGUUUUAAUAAAAGAUGAAACUGAUGUUAAUAAUUUUGUGGAUAGUAAAUAUUACUUUUGUUCUAUUUGUGGUCUUUGUGAACAUUGUAAUUGUGGUAAGAGAACCUUAUCAUAUAAAAAUAGUUGGAUUGAAAAAUUAAAUGAGAAUGGUUUCACAUUUAUUGGAAUAGAUAAUCAAUCUCAUGGUUUAUCAGAUGGAGCUCGAAAUCAACGAUGUUUUGUUGAAAAUUUUGAUAAUUUUGUUUUCGAUGCUGUUAAAGCGUUAGAAAUGUUUAUAAAUGAAUGCAAAGAGAAAAAUGAAUUAAAACCUAUAAUAAUUAUGGGAACAUCAAUGGGUGGAUGUAUAGCUUUAAGAACGAUUGAAACUAUAUAUAAAUUAAAUAAAAAUUGGAAAGAUAAUAUUAAAUGUUUAGCUCUUAUUUCACCUAUGAUAAGUAUUGAGAAUCAAAAGCGUAAAUUAAUUAAUAGAAUAUUAUAUAGUAUAUGUAGAUACGUUAAAAAAUAUUUUGAACUUUAUGAAAUGGAUGUUUUAUAUGAGAGACCUAAAUAUCCUUGGAUUAAAGGUGACACAGACAUUGAUCCUAAUCAUCAUUCCGAAGGUUUGAAACUUGGAACAGCUGCAGAAUGUGUAUUCGCAGCUGAUAAAUGUUUAGUUCAUUCAAUAUUAAAAUAUAUAGAAGAGAGUGAUAUCGACAUUAUUAUUCUUCAAUCCAAAUAUGAUACUACUGUUGAUCCUACAGGUCCUAUUGAUUUUGUUAAAAAAAUGAUAGAUUUGUACAACAAAAACCAUCAUGAAAAUUCUAAUGCUAAAGAGGAUGAUAAUGAAAGUGAAAAAAAAGAAUUAGAAUCUCAUAAUGAAACGGAAGUGUCUAAUAAUGAUCAAGAAAAAAAAAAUAUAUCAUUAAGAGAUGAAAACAUACCUAAUGCUGAUGACAUUCAAAAUGAUAUAAAUGGAUCAUGUUAUAAUGUAGAGAAUUAUGUGCUUGUAUCGGGAAAUGAUUUAACAGAACAACAAAAAUUAUGGCAUUCAUGUGAUCAUGGAUAUUAUAAAAACUUUUUAAUGAAAAAAUUGGGUAAAAGCAACAAUUUGAAAAGCAAAAAUGGGGAAGAUAGUUUUAAACGUUUAAGUGCUCAUAUAUUGAAUUAUGGUUCCCACAGGUUACCCUGCGAACCAGAUACAGAACGAAGUAUAAAUAUUAUAACUGACUGGAUAAAUAAUAUAUUUGUAUAA